Molecule: messenger RNA, 2066 nt
Organism: Anopheles stephensi (Asian malaria mosquito)
Lineage: Eukaryota; Metazoa; Arthropoda; Insecta; Diptera; Culicidae
Product: carboxylesterase 4A-like
Exons: 2
Coding region: 278-1984 (568 amino acids)
Source: RefSeq, a predicted model, not a curated record
CAUGGUAAGUUAUGUCAGCUAUGCCAGAUAUAGUGGAGGUCCCUAGGUUAUUGUUAAGAACAAUAAUUCUUCCUAUUGGUAAUGAGAGCAGGAUCGCUUCUCCAGGAUUCUUUGACUGUUUCUAACCUUCGCACAAAAACACAAUCCAUCAUCUUAUCUUGAUACACAAAUCCUAAGAGCGUCAUGAUUAUCCGAAUCGUUAAUCUUAUCUUCGGAAUGGUUUGGACCUCCCUUUCGAAUGCGACUACCGGAGUUCAGUUAAGUAUACUUUCGCAAAAUGUCCGCCCGACAGGCUGCUUUCGUUACGUUCGUCAGCAUCUUGACGCUAGCAUCGCUUGGUACGGUUAGUGCGCAGAAUGACCCGUCCAGACCCAUCAUCGACAGCCCGGCCGGGCAGCUUCAAGGUACAACGGAGUCGUGCGGAUUGUUCUGCAGCUACUACGCAUUCAAGGGAGUGCCGUAUGCGGAGCCUCCGGUAGGAUCAUUACGCUUUCGCAAUCCUGUCCCGCGCGCAAGCUGGCCAGGUGUGCGCGAUGCCAGCAGCCAUGGUGCCGAGUGUCUCCAACUGUCCAUUAUCCCUGGACAGCUGCGUGGUAGCGAGGACUGUCUGUAUCUAAACAUUUACACCCAGCAGCUCAUCGGGACGCGUCCGGUAAUGGUUUGGAUACACGGUGGCGGUUACAACGCCAACUCGGGCAACAGCGACGAGUUUGGGCCGGAAAAGUUGGUCCAGGAAAAUGUGCUACUCGUAACGCUCAACUAUCGGCUGGGUGUGCUCGGGUUUCUUAGUACCGGAGAUCGCUAUGCCGCUGGUAACUGGGGACUGAAGGAUUGUUUGCAGGCGCUGCGCUGGGUACGAGCCAACAUCCGGGCGUUCGGUGGUGAUCCGGACAAUGUAACAAUCUUUGGAAAUUCGGCCGGCGCUGCAUUGGUACAUCUGCUGACGCUUGUCGACGCGAGCCAAGGGUUGUUCCAUAAAGCGAUUGCACAGAGCAGCACGGCACUCGUACCGUACGCCUUCCAGCCGAGACCACGAUUUUACGCCGAUCGGAUUGCGUCCGCGCUCGGGUUUGGCACGGACAGCACCACCUACGUCGAACAACUGCGAACGGUACCGGCGGAACAGUUUGUUCCGUUUCAGCAGGCUGGACUCACCGUUCCAGUACCGAGAUUUCUUCGCCCCAGUGACUUUGGACCGGUGGUGGAGCCUAGUGACGCACCGGAGGAGAUCCUCAUACGGCAGCGCCCGAUAGAGCUUAUCCGAAACGGAGCCCAUCGAGUUCCGCUCAUCGUCGGGUACAACGAUCUGGAGGGUGCGUUUUUCACCGCCUUUGAAAAUGCGAUCGAUCCGACGGUUAAAGGACAGUUCAACGCGAACCCUCAUCUGUUGGUGCCCAUGUUUUGGAACGUCGGAGAGGGAACCGCCGCAUCCGGCCAGAUAAGCGGUGCGUUUCGGAAUCAUUACUGGCAGAGUCGACCGUUGGAUGCCAGCUUGGAUUACGAGUGGACGGUGUACCAGUCCGAUCAUUUGUUCCUGUUCGCGAUCGAUCAAACGGUUCGGUUCCACGCACAAUCGUCUACCGUUCCCAUGUACUACUAUCAGUUCUCGUACGAUGGUGACUUGAAUUUGUACAAGAAACUGUUUGGCGUGCAGCAUCCGGGAGCGAUCCAUACGGACGAGCUUCCGUACUUGUUCCACAUACCGUCCGCCAUGCUGGUACCGGUUUCACCCGACAGUCAUGCCAACACGGUAAGCAGCCGUCUCGUCCGGAUGUGGACAAACUUUGCCAGAACCGGCAACCCUACUCCAACUCAAGACCCGUUGCUACAAAACGUGCAAUGGCCUUCGAUGGGAGCAACAGGGACAGGAUAUCUAUCGAUUGGACACGAUCUAAUGCUGGCCCAGCAAACUCCCAAUCCGACCCGUAUGAACCUAUGGUACGAUCUACAGCGCACGUAUGCAAAUGCCCCAUUCGAACUAUGAAUCACUACGCGACUUACCUUAACAAAACCGAACGAAUAAACAUCUGCAACACGACCUCAACACGAUUUCAAUAGGCUUCGAA